AUGCCUACCUUGAAAGUUGCAUACAUUCCAGAGCACUUUUCCACGCCACUAUUCUUUGCUCAACAACAAGGCUACUACAAAGCACACGAUCUCAGCAUUGAGUUUGUAAAAGUCCCUGAAGGAAGUGGAAGACUAAUUAAUUUGCUCAAUUCGAAUGAGGUAGACAUCGCAAUUGGGUUGACAGAAGCUUUUAUUGCUGAUAUUGCAAAGGGUAACGAAAAUAUUCAUGUUCUAGACACUUAUGUCAAAUCACCUUUAUUGUGGGCUGUCAGCACCGGUUCCAAUCGUGACGAUGUCACCGACGCAAAGCAAUUAAAAAGGAUUGGGGUGAGCCGAAUAGGAUCAGGGUCGUAUGUGAUGAGCUUUGUUUUGGCCCAUCAAUUGGGGGUUCCUUCUUUUGACCAAUUUCAGGUUUUAUCCAAUUUCAAGAAUUUACGGGACUCUGUAAAUUUGAAGGACGGGGUAGAAGGGUCAGAUGCAUUCAUGUGGGAAUACUUUACCAGCAAAAAGUAUUAUGAUAACCAUGAAAUCAAACAGAUUGAUCAGAUAUACACUCCUUGGUCGUCAUGGGUCGUUGCAACAUCUUCUGACUCUUUGCAAGCUAAAUCGGACGUGAUCAAGAACUUUAUUGAUGCCGUCAACCAAGGAAUCCAAUACUAUAACGAGCACGUCGAUGAGGCUAUAGAAUAUAUCUCUUCGAACUUGGAUUAUUCCGCAGAAGAUGCCAAAGAGUGGACCAAGACUGUUGAAUUCAAUUCAAGGAUCGGAAAGACGCCAUUGGAUUGGGACACUAUCGUCGUCAAGACUAAGGACACAUUAAAGUUGGCAGGCGUUUUGGCCGAAUCAGACGAUGUCAUCUUGAAAAGAUUGAAUUCUAAUGUUAAAAAGACAAACUUGUGA
This is a messenger RNA of Candida albicans SC5314, 900 nucleotides long. RefSeq lists its product as uncharacterized. The transcript has a single exon. The record is from RefSeq and is a predicted model, not a curated record. Bases 1 to 900 code for a protein of 299 amino acids. NCBI's taxonomy places the organism in Eukaryota, Fungi, Ascomycota, Pichiomycetes, Serinales, Debaryomycetaceae.